Molecule: messenger RNA, 429 nt
Organism: Lactuca sativa (garden lettuce)
Lineage: Eukaryota; Viridiplantae; Streptophyta; Magnoliopsida; Asterales; Asteraceae
Source: RefSeq, a predicted model, not a curated record
CUCUUUUCAUUAUAUAACAUGAGUUCAUACACUACAAUUACAAUCUAAGUACGCGUUUCUCUCUCUACUUUUCCUGUGAAACAUCUUUAACAAUGGCGGAAGAUGCAGCAAGAAAUGUACGUCAACUGUCGAUGAAGGGAGAAAUCGAGGAAGAGAAAUGGGUGAAGCAUUAUUCUUCGAAUCACCAGAUACUGUUGGUUGGAGAAGGAGAUUUCUCUUUUGCUCUGAGUUUGGCUAUGUCUUUUGGCUCUGCUUCCAACAUUGUCGCCACUUCUCUCGAUUCUUAUGGUACUAGUGAUGAUCGCGGAAAGGUGUCGGCAUGAUCUGUACACACUCAUGGAGCUUUUGUUUUAUAUGAUUAUAGCAUAUGUUUUUCUAUGAUGACAGUGGAUACACUAUGUUUAUUAUUAUUUUAUGAAUGAAAGUAUG